GCCACGUCAGCAACCAAUCACCGCAGCAGCAGGUCACGUCAGUGCAUGGUGCUCACUCGCUCAAAGACAAGCGGCAUGGACCAACAACCGGGAGAGACUAUCGAGGCCUAUGAGACCCGCAUGCUGGACAUGGUAGUAGAGUUCAAGCAACGGGCAGCGGCAGCAACAUCCGCACGUAAGAAGGAAGAUGAGGAAGCAGAGGAACAGCGUCGCCUCGCUGAACAACAGCGACAGAAGGAUGCCAAGGCAGCAAGGAAGGCCGCAGACGAACGCCGUCGACUACGCCGAGACAAAAUCCUCGAAUCCGAGGGGGACAUCGAGGUGAUCGCCGGCGAAUGGGCAGUGGCUGCUGAAGAGGAUGAUGCCCCCCCUGCUGUGCGUGGCCUUGCAACCACAAUCGAACAUGUGAGCGUCUUGGUCGCCACCUGUGCAGCACAGCAAGAGGACAUCCUCUGCGUGGACACCCUGGUCCGGAAGCAGGCUCGACUUGUCGACGAAUUGCUUGACCAGGUACGCCGGCUGGAACAGCAGCCUACAACAGCCACCCCCGCCGGACCCUCCAACUUGAUGGACCGCGUCAACAUCUUGGAAAUCGACGUCGGGACUCUCAAGGACGGCGCUCUAGCGACAAAUCAACGGAUUGACCAGCAGAUUUGUGCCGCCGCAGCCAGUCCGACCGCGACUACUAGCGAGAGCAUCCCAAAGUUCGACGGCCUGCCGAUCUUCUACGAUGCAGCGAAGACGGACCCGAUUGCAUGGUGACACCAGUUCGAGUUGAAUUAGGACAUUCACCAUGUCAGCAACCCGAACCGGCAUGCAUACUUAUACU
Messenger RNA from Chara braunii, 829 nucleotides. The record is from the annotation of a GenBank genome assembly. Lineage: Eukaryota; Viridiplantae; Streptophyta; Charophyceae; Charales; Characeae.